Myodes glareolus (Bank vole) is the source of this 655-nucleotide messenger RNA. RefSeq names its product C-type lectin domain family 2 member A-like. The record is from RefSeq and is a predicted model, not a curated record. Lineage: Eukaryota; Metazoa; Chordata; Mammalia; Rodentia; Cricetidae. Gene Ontology annotation, cellular component: external side of plasma membrane.
UUCAUCUACGUGACUGAAGUUAAAUCUAAGCAGUGGCAGGUGUGAUCCUGAAUCCAGGGAGUUCAUCACAACCAGACUACUUCUUUUCUUUUACGUGACGAGAGAUAUGAGUGAAGAAAUAACACUGACAGAUUCUGGAGACUUUCAAUCUACAGAGUCUCGGGAAUUUCAAACCAGGAGCAGAUGGAGAUUUUACCCUUCUCAAGUCACCAGCCUCCUUUUGAUGACUGUAGUCUUCUUUUUAGUGAUUGUAGCACUGGGAGCAACUUUAGCAGUUGAAAAACAGAAAUCUCGAACUGAUCCCACACCAUGCCUGGAUGACUGGAUUGGUUACCAACAAAACUGCUUCCAUUUUUUUGAAAAUACGAUGACAUGGGGAAAGAGCCAGAACUUCUGUGCCUCUCACAAAGCAACUCUCGCUGUAUUCAACAUCACAAAAGAAAUGGACUUCCUGAAGCGAUAUGCAGACCUUUCUCAUUAUUGGAUUGGACUGAGUCGAGAACAAGGGUCAGAGUGGCAGUGGGCAGAUGGAACCAUAUACAAUAGUAGGCUUAAGAUCGCCGGGAACGGUCAAUAUGCCUAUCUACACAAAAACGGCAUCGGCAGCUCCAGCAGUCAUCUGUUUAAAAAGUGGAUUUGUAGCAAAUGAAAUGUC